This is a messenger RNA of Athalia rosae (coleseed sawfly), 2917 nucleotides long. RefSeq names its product transcription factor TFIIIB component B'' homolog (gene Bdp1). The record is from RefSeq and is a predicted model, not a curated record. The transcript is spliced from 5 exons. The coding region runs from base 233 to 2290 and encodes 685 amino acids. Gene Ontology annotation, molecular function: TFIIIC-class transcription factor complex binding. NCBI's taxonomy places the organism in Eukaryota, Metazoa, Arthropoda, Insecta, Hymenoptera, Athaliidae. Gene Ontology annotation, cellular component: transcription factor TFIIIB complex. Gene Ontology annotation, biological process: RNA polymerase III preinitiation complex assembly.
GUUGGUUCACAGUGUCACGUCCAGAAAGUGCAGCCUGUGGCUCUAAAGUCCUGUGAACGAUGUACUAUGUAGCAAUGGUCCUUCUACUAUAUCGUUGUCCUGUGUAAUGUAAUUGAAAAGGUGAGAGGGGAGAUUCGCACUUAUCCGUUUUCAAAUGUGGCUUAAGAUAAUUUCUUCGGACGUGCAGGAAUCUUCAAAUGAACAGUGCUGAGAAGUCUCUGGAACCAGUAUCAUGCGUCGUGCUCGAAUAAAAGCUGUAGCAAAUGUCCAGACGCGACGAAAAACUGCACAAGAACUCCCUGUCUUAUUGCCAUCCCAAUCAUCCAACCCACCUGAAACCAGCAAGAAUCUUGUCCGGGAAACUACCAUUCAAACAGCAACUAUUGGCACCAUUCCAGAAAAAGUAAAUCAUGGAACAGACGACAGUAAAAAGGCAAUAAAAAUACCAAAUUCCCAGAUCAUGGGUGCUCAUCAGACUGAUCAAAUUCAGAAUAAAGAGAUCAGCGGACCUACACAGGUUACAAUUUCUCGUUCACAUGACAAUACUUUGGCAGUCCUUGGAUCACUCCCUUCUAUAUCUGAUCCUAUAUCUUCAAAAUCACCAGCCUCGCCUGCAAAACUUAUGCAAAAUCGAUCAAGGUUUGUUAAACCAGUACCACGGCUGGAUGGUAGUGGACGAAUACGACGAAGUAGUAUACAGGGAAGCGGUGCUAGUGCAAGCGAGUCUGAAGAUGAUAACAAGAGAUUAAAUUAUGUUCUUCCCUGCCGCAUGAGAAAUGAUUCCUGUGGUUCGAUACAAAGUAACAAAGAACCCACUGCUAGCAUUGGGCUCAAUAACAUUUCGGAAACCAGGCCAGCACCAAAAAGACGAAUGGUCAUUUCGGAGUCUGCACGGAAAUUGGCAGAGGCGAGACGAGAGUUUCUACACAAGCAUGGAAACAAGGCCCCAGAUAGAAAUAAACUUACUAUGUACGAUUUAAUCUACUAUAACCCUGUAACCAAUCCAAUGAAAGCUCAGGACAAGGGUGUGGAAAAAUCAAGGGAAGAUUCUUUUCGUUCAGUAAAUGAUUGUAUUGCUCAAGAUGAAGAAAAUGUCGAUGAACCGUAUGAAAUGCCAGUGCCUCAAGUCAAGGUUGGACCAGAUGGUCAGUUAAUCAUAGAUGAACAAAGUCUUGUUAUCGAGCAAACUGGUACUAAGAAGGGUCGAGAAGCAUUAGCAAAAACUGAGGUAGUCGUGGACGAAGGACGUUCAGGUAAUGGAUUUUACAAACGUCCUCGAAAAACUAAGGAUUGGCCAAAAUGGGAAACACUGAGAUUUUACACCGCUUUGAAUACUAUUGGUACGGAUUUUCUUCUGAUGCAAAGCUUGUUCCCUGACCGAUCUAGGCAAGAAAUCAAAUUGAAAUUCAAAAAGGAAGAAAAAACUAACAGAACGUUGGUCGAGAAGGCAUUGAAAUAUCAUCAAGAAUUUGACAUGGAUGCAUUGGAGCAAGAACUUGCGACAUUUGAAGAACGAGAAAAAUUAGAACGAGAGGAGAAAAAAAAAGCAAAAGAAAGUAAGUCCAAGGAAAAGAAGAGGUCCAAAACUAAAAAAAAAAGAAAAUGUGCAUUUGUUACUUCAAGUAUCGAGCAAGGGGAUGAGACAGGAGAUGAGGAAGGCGAGCAAAUUAGCGAUUCAGAUUUGGCAGAUGCAAUGAAAUGCGAAAAAAGCAAUAACUCAAGUAUCAAAAAAAUAAAAACAGGUGGAAAAUGCAAGAAUGACAUGUCAAUGGACGAAGCGCUUGACGAUUUGAUGCAAGGUGCAGGAAUCUUCAGCGAUUUAGAAAGUGAUACUGAAAUAUACGAGGUAAAACCAACGCGUUCCGGCCGAUGUCCAAGGUCGAGGAAAUUUCAAGAGUUCAAUAUGAAUAAAUUUGAUAAAACGUAUGUGGACGAUUCUACAAAAAACAAAGAGAAUCACGAGAAUGUGAGUAUCAGAUCAGGUACUGAGGAUCAGCCGACUAAUUCAAUCGACUCUAGCAAAGAGAGUCAAUCAAUCGUCGACCCUCCCAAAGUUCGGCAAAGAACGAUACCAGACAUUACUAAAGUAGAGCCUGGUUCAUUGGUCAUCUUAUCCAGCGAAGCACCUGGUGAACCAGGUAGAACGAUGCUACAAGUUUACAUGGUCAGCCCUAAUUUGGAUCCGACGGAUGUCGGUGUUAAACAGAGCAUGGCUCCCGUUGAUUUGCCUUCAGAACUAUUGGCGACAGUUACUACCAAAAUAUCACAAAGUGAAACACCCGAUUCCUAAUUUUAUUCGGUUGAUUUCCAAUUCAGCAAUAUCAUCAAAUGAGAAACAUUCGCGCCUUGUUCGAGGAGGGUAAAAGUGUUGUCUGUUGACUGCCAACUCUGUAUUAGGUGCUUUGCACAAUUAUUAAUGUUGAUGAUCUUUCACUUAUGUAUCUUUAUUUUUCUCCGGUACACGAUCGCUCUUUCACGCGAUUGAUUUGAGUUUUGAAACAAUGGACUCGUUUGAAAGGUAUUUAUUUAUUAUUCAAAAGUUAAGUUAAUGUGAUUUUUGUACAUUAAAACAUUAAAUUAUUUAAGACAAAAGGCUUUGUUCACAUUUGAGCAUGGAUUACAUGAUAUCUGUAACAGUCAUGCCAUACAGUAUGUGGCGAGUCAGCAAAAUUACCGAUGCAUCUCUAAAUUAUCCGCAUCAAUAACAUAAUUCAAGUGUAUCACAGGGUAUCCAUUUCGAACUUUCCAAAGCAUCCCACAUGUUGUAAUCCUGCUCAAUUGUAUCUCGGUUGGCCUUAUCAACGUCCACUGGAACGGAAUGCUCUGAAAUGAAAUUGGACAGUAACGAAUGAAAUAUUGGAACCGAUUGUAAAUAGGUCUCCCUCCCAUAGAGAUUAAAUAGUUUCGUGCGAGGGUC